This is a messenger RNA of Sclerotinia trifoliorum, 1440 nucleotides long. NCBI's taxonomy places the organism in Eukaryota, Fungi, Ascomycota, Leotiomycetes, Helotiales, Sclerotiniaceae. The record is from the annotation of a GenBank genome assembly.
UGCCUCAUUCAUGGACAAACCAAUCGAUGAGGCUUUUUCCGGGGAGGCGGUCUAGACGGUCGGCCGCGAUCUCCCAAAUCUAUGCCCCAAUGGGGAAGACCAUCAGGGGCGAAGGGGAGCAGGAGGAGAAGACAGUGGGAGCAGGAUCAAGGGCAGUGGCAGCAGUCGCGUGUUGAGGAGCUUGAUAGUGAGGGUGAUACAGAUACACAUCGAGUUGGGUUACAUUUGGGUGAGAAACGAUUUGCAAGCGAUCCACUGCAUUUUACGGGUAUAGAUAUUUCAAACACGAGGCCUAGAAGGGGUUAUUCUUAUGAUGAGUCUCAGCGAUCUUCCGAGUCCGAUUCUGACUCUGAAGAUUCUGAUUACCAAGAGGGUGACGACAGGCAAUUGGCUUUACGAGGGGAUAAAGAGGAAGCAAUAGUCCAAGGUGCUUUGGCUCGUAUUCGACGUGCUCAAGAAAAGGGGAGACAAGAUGUGAGGCUUACUCAAGAAGAACUUGAUGCCUUGGAACGUCGACGGAUCCGUAUGCAAGCUGCUGCCGCCGCGAAAGCUGCCAGGAAAGAAAAAGGAUCUAGUGGAGGUGGAGCGGAAAAGAAACGACGCAGCGACCGAAAAACUGUUGAUAUUGCUUCUCUUUUGGACCCGAGGCCAACCAGUGAACCAAGGAAAAGAAAAUCGAAGAGUAAAUCGGGCGGUUCCUCGCACCACAGUCCCUCUGCAGGACCUGGAAUCAUCGUUGAUGGACCACAGGGGCCUUCGUAUACUCCAAUUGGUGCAUACCAUCCUUCGGAUAGGGACACAUCUCGUUCUCGUUCAUCACCACGCCAUGGUGGCAAUUCAACCCCAGGUAUGAGUCGACAUUUCUCUGACGGCAUGCGGCCUGCUUCUCCUCAUACCAACAGUCCUCGUCGUUCUUUGCCAGAAGAGGAAAGCUGGAAUCCUACCAAUAGCAAACGGACAUCCCUUUCUCAAUACAAUGUCGCUGAUCCCUUUGAUUACCAGGUUACCACUGAUCAGCCUUUGCCCGUUACGCAACAGUACACGCAAUCAUCUUCGGGUCGUCGUAAUUAUCCCGGUCCCACCGAUAUUUCUUAUACUUCCGUUAAACGUAGCCCACCACAAGGCUAUCCUGCCGCCGAUAGGAUCCCUUCUGAUUCCUCUCUCAGACAUCGUACUUCUCCACGGGGAGAGAACGAGGUGAUAACAAUCCCAGAUAGCAGCGAGGGAUCCGAUUCAAGCGAUGAGCUAGGAAGGGGAGUACCACUUUUUCGAGAAGGACGAGAGCCUGAGCGAGAGCGAGUAAUUUCAAGGAGACCUGUUAGUGGUAGUGGGAGUAGUAAGAGAAAGGGCAAGGGAAGAUAAAAACUAUGGGAUUUUGUUUUUGCGACCUGCUUUACAGAUAGACUUUAACGCUCUGAUUUUCAAUGAAUGAUUUUAUAC